UGUUAUCAUAGACGUGUGCCAUCUUAAAACAGUAUGAAAAAAGCCCUUCAGUCUUCAGUCUAAGCUGACGACUGUGCAGACAGGAUGACUCAGAACUCGCCCAUUUUGGCCCGCAUCUGUGAUGACGCCGUACUCGGCCGUGAACACGCCCUCUUUGGGAACUAUGACUCCUCGGUGGUGUACUACCAGAGCGUCAUUCAGCAGAUCAGCCAGCACUGCCAAACCAUCUCUGACCCUGCUCUCAAAGUGGGAUGGCAGCAGAUGACGCAGCAGCUGAAGAAAGAGUACGAGCAGGUCAAGGGCAUCAUCAGAACUCUGGAGAACUUUAAGAAACUGAGGCCGGGUGACAGCUCUGCUCUGGAGUUGGACGAGAGGUCGGACGACGUGUGGCCGCCUCCAAACCCAGCCAAGUUCAGGAACUGUUCCGGAGGACGGCGGCCCAACAGCUCUCUGAAAGUGUCGCAGCAGAAGACAGACUCAAACUCUGUCCAGCAUCAAGCGAGCCCCUUGCAGACCCACCCCAAAUCAGACCGCCAUGGCCAGCGCGAGGCCCGCACGAGAACCAAAGAGAGGAAAAGAACCAAUGGAGUUUCCCAGAAGAAGUUUGACGGCGUUGGAUUUGACGGCGACCUGGUGGACACGCUGGAGAAAGACAUCGUGUCUCGUAACCUGAAUGUCCACUGGGAUGACAUCGCCGAGCUGGAGGAGGCCAAGAAGCUGCUGAGGGAGGCAGUCGUGUUGCCCAUGUGGAUGCCGGAGUAUUUCAAGGGUAUUCGACGACCUUGGAAGGGUGUGUUGAUGGUGGGACCCCCAGGCACAGGGAAGACCAUGCUAGCUAAAGCUGUGGCCACUGAAUGUGGGACUACUUUCUUCAACGUGUCCUCCUCCACUCUCAGCUCCAAGUACAGGGGCGAGUCUGAGAAACUUGUCCGUCUGCUGUUUGAAAUGGCUCGGUUCUACGCUCCAACGACCAUCUUCAUCGACGAGAUCGACUCCAUAUGUAGCAGAAGAGGGACGUCUGAUGAGCACGAGGCCAGUCGAAGAGUCAAAUCUGAAAUACUCAUUCAGAUGGACGGCGUGGGCCGCGCUCAGGAGAAUGAAGACCCCUCAAAGAUGGUGAUGGUUCUCGCUGCGACCAACUUCCCCUGGGACAUUGAUGAAGCUCUGCGACGGCGUCUGGAGAAGAGGAUCUACAUCCCCCUGCCGACAGCUGUGGGCCGUCGAGAGCUACUCAAGAUCAACCUCAGAGAAGUGGAGGUGGCUCCUGACGUUGAUCUGGAUCUGAUCGCUGAUAAGAUCGAGGGCUUCUCUGGAGCUGACAUCACCAACGUCUGCAGGGACGCCGCCAUGAUGGCCAUGCGCCGCCGUAUACACGGCCUGAGCCCGGAGGAGAUCCGAAGUCUGUCCAAAACUGAGCUGGAGAUGCCGGUUACCAUGGAAGACUUCACCCUCACACUCAAGAAGAUCUCCAAGUCUGUGUCAGUGGCCGACCUGGACAAGUACAAAGCCUGGAUGGAGGAGUUUGGCUCGGUGUAGAGAAGCCAACAUCAGUCUACUAGAAGUGUUUUUUUAAAACAUAUUUUGAAGCCAUAUGCAUAAUAUGAAAUAAAUAAUGGACA
This is a messenger RNA of Synchiropus splendidus (mandarinfish), 1619 nucleotides long. RefSeq names its product katanin p60 ATPase-containing subunit A-like 1. The record is from RefSeq and is a predicted model, not a curated record. Gene Ontology annotation, cellular component: microtubule cytoskeleton. Bases 85 to 1536 code for a protein of 483 amino acids. NCBI's taxonomy places the organism in Eukaryota, Metazoa, Chordata, Actinopteri, Syngnathiformes, Callionymidae. The transcript is spliced from 10 exons. Gene Ontology annotation, biological process: microtubule severing. Gene Ontology annotation, molecular function: ATP binding; microtubule binding; microtubule severing ATPase activity.